This is a messenger RNA of Diabrotica virgifera virgifera (western corn rootworm), 1083 nucleotides long. RefSeq lists its product as uncharacterized. Lineage: Eukaryota; Metazoa; Arthropoda; Insecta; Coleoptera; Chrysomelidae. The coding region runs from base 526 to 1083 and encodes 185 amino acids. The record is from RefSeq and is a predicted model, not a curated record. The transcript is spliced from 2 exons.
GCAAAACCACACAUGUCCACAUUACAUCUAAAGUGAGUUAGGAGUUGAAUCUUAAUGAAUUUCCUGAACUAAAUCCGAAUAUGGCGUCAGAAUUGAGCAAAACUCAUUUUGUCGCAUAUUAAACAGAUGGGAAUAUACGAAAAGUCAUCCAAAACAACACUUGUCCAAACGCAAAAUUUCAUUCAAUAUUUCGAACAAAACUACUCAUGUCCUUGGAAAAACAUAUCGACUAAUUUAUUGACUACUACAAAACUGCACUUGUCCACAUAAUACAGUUUUCUGUAUUGCGCAUUUGCGAGUUGCUUUAUAUUUUUAUAUUCACUAAUAGAGGGUAGUCUUAGCCUAAUAUAACAGUAUUAAAUCCUGCCUUCCUAAACAUCUGAUUUCUCCGCGCGGAUUCUGUAUUACCUAACCUACAAAUUAUAAGUAGCAAGCAGUGAGUAGUGUUACUCUAAAUUUCUGGUUUGACUGUGAGAUAUUAUUGUUACGUUAAAUAAUUUAAAUCAUCAGUUUUAUUAUUAGAAUAUGGAUGUGUCUGUGGGGUUCAUUAACGUUGGUUCUAGAAAACGGCAAAGUAAUAGAUCAACACGCGACGAAGCCAGGUUUAGAAGGUAUGCGGAUAUAGAUCCCCAUAUGAAAAAAUUUAAACGUCCUUGUAUGCACAACAGCAAAAAGUUAAAUUGUUCUUCAGUUUCCUUAAAAGAGAUUAUGCUACAGAGAGAAAAAUUGUAUGGUUAUGUCAGUAAAAUAGACCAAGACCAGAAGUUGUGCCAUUUUAUGUCAGUAUGCCCCCGUCAAAGGCGACGUGGAAGGGUUAAUACCCAAGAAAGCAAUGCUAAACCUAAAAGCUUUCAUAUUUUUUAUUACUUUCAUACAAAAAAUAAGACUGUUACGGUAUGUAAAAAAUUUCUUAUGGCUGCUUUCAAUAUUUCUGCUGGUCCAAUACGCACAGUUGCAAAAUUCCUAGAAUCAGGACAAAUACCUAAAGAAAAGCGCGGUGGGGAUAGAGUAUCACGCAAAAGCGCUGAGAAAAGGGCCAAAGUUAAAGAAUUCAUAGCUUCAUUACCGGCAUCCGAAACGUAA